AUGGGACAAACUGACAAUUCUACCAACAUAAAAGUAACCGCUCAGGGCCAAUGCAUAGCAUCUAGCAAAGUCAUUAAGGUUUUAACCAUCAUAGGACAGAAACAGUGCAUUCGAAAAUGCUUACAGAUUAGUCAAUGCAGGUCUGUGAACUAUCGAAAACAACAGCUAAACUGUGAACUUAUUGCAGCAAAACACGGGGAAUCGGGGACCUCUUUAGUUCUGGAUUCAGAGUGUGACUACAUUGAAAUGGAAAAUCAGCCACAGGAGCUGGCUGGAUCUUGUAAGACAACAUCGUGUAAAGAGGAGUGUGUGGCCCUGAGUAGCGGAAAACCAUUCUGCAUACAAGACAAAUGUCCUACAUCAUGGAAGAUAAACAGGGGAAAGAAGUACUGCUUCGCGAAAAAGUCACUUCAAUGGCAGGCUGCCAGGGAUAGCUGCAUUUCGAUGGGAGCACAUCUUGUGGUAAUAGAAACUGAAGCUGAACAAACCUGGAUUCAAGGCCAAGGUGCUAGUUUGUUUUCUCUUCGUUUUGAGUACUGA
Saccostrea echinata is the source of this 540-nucleotide messenger RNA. RefSeq lists its product as uncharacterized. The transcript is spliced from 4 exons. The record is from RefSeq and is a predicted model, not a curated record. The coding region runs from base 1 to 540 and encodes 179 amino acids. Lineage: Eukaryota; Metazoa; Mollusca; Bivalvia; Ostreida; Ostreidae.